AUGCAGCAGGAGCUGCGGCACGGCAGCACGCUUAGGCGCAAGGUGUGCGCAUUACGAAUGCUCUCGCCCUUUGGAGCCUACAUGACCGAGAAGGAACUUGAGCGCCUCGCCAAGGCCUGCGCGUUCUGCAACAUCCGACUCGGCGCAGAGCUCACCGACUCACCCUUCUAUGUGCUCAUCUGCGGCAGGGUGGCGGUGAAGCGCGCGUCGGACGAGGACGUGAUAUGCACCAAACAGCAAGGGGCCUUCUUCACACGCAGAGUCGGAAUGGGGCAGGUUGGUCAGCGGUCCGAGCUGUCCAUCAGCACUCGGCUAGUCGGAGCUGCCGACCGAAGCAAGGUGCUGCUUGUCACGUCGUCGCACAUGCUCGGACAGUUCUACUCUGAGGUGAGCACGCUGGGGCGGGAGGCAUUUGUUGACGUAUGUGCCUCCAACAUUGGCACGCAGCUCAACGAGGUGCCCUUCAUCAAGGAGGCGCGACUGAUGCCGCGAGACCUCGUCCAACUCGGCGAGCUUUGCUCCUACCUCGCGGUCCCUGCCGGCGCGCGCAUCUUCGAGGAGGGCGACGAGGCGACCAGCUUCUACAUCAUCCUCAAGGGCAAGGUCGCCAGCCUCGUCAACGAGAACACGCUUUCCGUCGAGAACGACGCCGAUGCCGACAGCGAGGUGUACGCGGGCGUGCGAUGUGGCGGCGAGACCUUUGGGGUUGCAGCGAUGGUGUACAACGCGCGGACGCGCAAGUACGGGAUGGAGGCCAAGGAGACGACGCUGCUGCUCGUCAUCUCGCGCGAGAACUUUCGUGCAUUCCUCGCCACAAGCCCUCGGCUGCACGAGUCGCUGAUGACGCACUCAGCGUACAAGCACUCCAUCUUUCGCCGCACCACGCCGGAGAUGAAGGAGACGAUUGCCCGCAAAUCGAAGCUGGUCAACUACGCCGAGGGCCAGCCCGUCUAUCACCGCGGGGCGCAGCCGGUGGCCUUUUACAUCGUCGCCCACGGGGAGGUUGGAAUGAGCUUCGACGGCGAGGGCGGCGACCAUCUUACGCAGACCACGCUCGGGCCGGGAAAGCACUUUGGCGAGUUUGGGCUGCUACUGCAGGACAAGCCUUGCAUCGCGACGGUACACUGCACGCAGGACACGACGCUCCUCGUGCUCGAGGUGCCUGUGUUUGUGGAGAUCUUCUCAGCGGCCGCCUUUGAGCUCCGUGUGGAGCUUCUCAUAAAGCUCGAGGGGAAGAAGUGUGGCCUGCGGACCGCGCUCCACCACGCCGACAGCCACGCGGCAUUCGUCCGCUUCGCGGUGGCGCUGCUCGGCAAUGAGAGCGUGCCAGUCGGAGUGUACAACGCAGUCCAGCGAUUUUUGCAGCGGGAGAGCGUGGCGAGCAGUGCGAUGCCCGGGCUCAGACCAAUCACGCGUCAGAUGGUCAACCGGCACCUCCACGGGGAACUGAAUGCGAUCGUCAAGGAGGCAGGGGUGUUUCUCAUAGCGCGGGGCAGCGUGCCGGCCGACGCGCCCGACUUGCAGACCGAGUACCAGCUGAACGCGCUGCAAGAGUCCUUAGAGGAGCUCCACAGCGGGGUUCAGUUUGUGCAGUCGACGAGCCAGGUGCUGGCCGAAGCACUGCCACUGCUGCACAAGAUUGGAGCCUACGACGACCUGGCUCGGCGGCACGUCUCGCCAGCCGACACACAGGACAUUGUCGACAGCAUCGCGCGGAGGGACCUUGAGGAGCGGCUCCUGCUCGUCGAUGGAAGCAGAGCGGGAGAAAAAUAG
Molecule: messenger RNA, 1773 nt
Organism: Emiliania huxleyi CCMP1516
Lineage: Eukaryota; Haptophyta; Isochrysidales; Noelaerhabdaceae
Exons: 5
Coding region: 1-1773 (590 amino acids)
Source: RefSeq, a predicted model, not a curated record